Molecule: messenger RNA, 1104 nt
Organism: Elaeis guineensis (African oil palm)
Lineage: Eukaryota; Viridiplantae; Streptophyta; Magnoliopsida; Arecales; Arecaceae
Product: putative mannan endo-1,4-beta-mannosidase 9
Biological process (GO): polysaccharide catabolic process
Molecular function (GO): mannan endo-1,4-beta-mannosidase activity
Source: RefSeq, a predicted model, not a curated record
UACUCGAACGGAUUCAAUGCAUAUUGGCUGAUGUACAUGGCAUCUGACCCAAAUGAUAGAACGAAAGUGUCUCCUACUCUCCAGAAAGCUGCUAGUCUUGGUUUGAAAGUGAUUAGGACUUGGGCUUUCAAUGAUGGUGGGUACAGAGCCCUGCAAGAAUCUCCAGGCCAGUAUAAUGAGGCUACAUUCCAGGGUUUAGACUAUGUGAUAUCCGAGGCAAAGAAAAAUGGGGUCUAUCUAAUAUUGACACUAGUUAACAACUGGGGUGAUUUUGGAGGGAAGAGCAAAUACGUGCAGUGGGCAAGGGACCAGGGACAGACCAUAAGCUCUGAUGAUGGCUUCUUUAGUAAUGAGGUUGCUAAAGAAAUGUAUAAAAACCAUAUCAAGACGAUUCUCACGAGGGUUAACACGAUAACGGGAGUAGCAUACAAGGAUGAGCCUACGAUCUUUGCAUGGGAGCUCAUGAAUGAGCCUCGAUGUCAAAGCGACCUCUCUGGCAAAAUUAUUCAGGCUUGGGUCCAGGAAAUGGCUUCUUAUGUGAAGUCUAUAGAUAGCAAUCACAUGCUUAAUAUUGGACUCGAAGGAUACUAUGGAGAGUCAGCUCCCGAUAGAAAGCAAUAUAAUCCUGGUUAUGAGGUUGGUACGGACUUUACCUCCAACAAUCAGGUGCCGGAAAUUGAUUUCACUACCAUUCAUUCCUAUCCUGAUCAAUGGAUCCCAGGAUCAAGUGAUGAUGCUCAACUUGCUUUCAUGAAGAGCUGGAUACAAGCUCAUAUUGAAGAUUCCACAACACUGCAAAAACCGUUUAUAGUCUCAGAAUUUGGCAGAUCUUCAAGAUCAUCAGGAUAUACUGUGGAUGUGAGGGACUCCUACUUCAAAACUGUUUAUGAUGCCAUCUAUUCAUCAGCAAAAUCUGGGGGCCCUUGCACUGGCGGACUAUUCUGGCAAGUAUUAGCAGAGGGAAUGGAUGGAUUUAAAGAUGGCUAUGAAGUCAUAUUUUCUGAAUCUCCAUCGACAACAAGUAUUAUCACUCGGGAGUCUAGUAUGAUAUCUAGCCUCAACAGCCCAUCCAUGCUUGAAAGAGGUGCAGCUUUAAGGAAUUGA